This is a messenger RNA of Helicoverpa zea (corn earworm), 1971 nucleotides long. RefSeq lists its product as uncharacterized. The transcript is spliced from 8 exons. Gene Ontology annotation, cellular component: nucleus; mitochondrial inner membrane. Gene Ontology annotation, biological process: apoptotic DNA fragmentation. Gene Ontology annotation, molecular function: single-stranded DNA endonuclease activity; metal ion binding; RNA endonuclease activity. The record is from RefSeq and is a predicted model, not a curated record. The coding region runs from base 201 to 1415 and encodes 404 amino acids. Lineage: Eukaryota; Metazoa; Arthropoda; Insecta; Lepidoptera; Noctuidae.
UUAUUCUAUUUAUAAUCAAAUGGAGCAUAGAGUCGAGAUUUCAUUCAUAAAGAUUAAAACCUACUUGCACCGUGCGCCGAAAACUCGCUAAACAAUCAUUAAUAAUCGCUUGCAGUGAUUUUAAAAAUGACUUCAACGAGACGACCAUUCAUUUCUGCUUUUUGUAAACAAAUUCAUUCAGUGUUGGUUCGACCGCGAUAAUGUCGGACGUAAGCAGCCGCGAGUUUUUCCUAAUUUUAAUAUUUAAUGUGUUAAUUUGUAAGGUUACUAGCGAUUGCGUGCUAUCACUUAACAAAGACUUCAGCAGUCCAGGGCCGGUGUUCAUCAAGAAUGGGGACUUUCUGGAGGUCAAUACUGCUAACGGGAACAUCACCAUGGGAAGAUCAGAGGUCGUGACGGUCGCUUGCCCUGGACAUAAUCGGAAGGUCGUGUUGGGGACCGUUACUAUGCCUUAUGAUACCAUGGAGGCCCACUGCAUGGUAGACAAAACUUUCCGAGUAGACCGGCGUAUACUCACAUUUAAGGAGAUUAAGUGCAACACUCAGCCUUGGUUUACCGCCCAAGAAUACCCUGAGACCUGCCAUGAACACAGCAGCAUGAUAUAUCAUGUCGGCUACAAAGUGAAGAAUUCGUUCCACACGAUCUAUGAAGCUUGUUUUGACAAACGGCUGCUAAGAACGCACUACGUGAAACAUCGCUUGACUCCACUAAGUAUUUACAAACAGCAUGGCCUAACUAGACCCGCUUUUAUAGACGGCAAUUUGUUCAGGGGAGUCAAAAUGAAUGAAAUCUACAAAUUCAACAAUCAGAAGACGUCUUUGGACGCCAUAUUGGGGCACUCCAUGUCCGGACAUUAUUUAACCAAAAAGCAGUUUCUAUCUCGAGGACACCUAGCUGCGAACGCGGACUACCCAACAAGCGCACUCAUUCGAGCCACCUUCCACUACGUUAACAGCGCUCCGCAGUGGCAGAGAGGCAAUGCUGGCGACUGGGCUGCGCUGGAAGAGAGCCUACGUCGCCGAGUAAACGCUCUAAACACGACAGUCAUAGUGUACACCGGUACUCACGGCAUCAUGACUCUCCCCAACCGGUCGGGUCACAUGAAGGAGGUGUACCUUCACAUCGACGAGAAUAACAACCCAGAUGUGCCUGUUCCUAUGUAUUAUUAUAAGCUGGUCUACGACCCAAUAAGAAAACUAGCAGCGGUGUUCAUAACCAUAAACUCUUCGUUCUACAACGAUAAGGUUCUAAACUCCUUGGUAUUCUGUCAAGAUAUUUGCGAGCACAACCGAGAGUUCUCAUGGCUAAAAUGGCGGGCGAAUGACGGCACGUUCAGUUUCUGCUGUGAUUACAAGUCGUUUGUUGAAGAAGUCGAUUAUUUGCCGAAGUUAGAUGUUAGAGGGAGAUUCCAUUGAAUUUGUGCAUAAAGAUUUUUGUAAUUAAUACCUGAUAAGUAGUAUGUUUGGCUGAUUUUUGAAAGUGGAUAACUUGAGCUUUAUAUUUCUAUGUUUUUUUCAUUUAUAAACAUUUUUAACCGACUUCCCAGAAAGAAGGAGGUUCUCAUUGUAAUUUUCUAUAUCUCUCAUCUGUAAACGUUUAGUUAAAAUGACGGUAACACUAUUGGUCGUUCUCAAGUUUUUAUCUCUCUGUAUUUUAACAUUAGCCCAACACAAAUAAGAGUAUCCAAGAUAUCGUAUUUUUUGUACAUUUGACAGCUGACAAUUUUCAAGGGAAAAUGUUUUUUUUUUACUGUGACAGUAUUGUUAACUCCACCAAAAAACGGUCUGACCUGACCGUAAUGUAAAAUCUCUAGUAAGCUCUAGUAACAAUAGAUAGAUAGAAUAUUGGGAACGUUCAUAAGACAGUGGCGUAUUUUUACCAGUUUUCAACAUAGUAAGUAGCUAUUUUAAUUAUUGAUCAUUUGAUGUAAUUUACAAAAGAAAUAAUAAAAUAUACGUAGCGACUUGUAAG